Molecule: messenger RNA, 816 nt
Organism: Rhizopus microsporus ATCC 52813
Lineage: Eukaryota; Fungi; Mucoromycota; Mucoromycetes; Mucorales; Rhizopodaceae
Exons: 1
Coding region: 120-491 (123 amino acids)
Source: RefSeq, a predicted model, not a curated record
GAAUCUUAUUCGCAAGUUAUCGACUUACUCGCCUUUUCAAAUAACAGUCAAAGCGAAAUACAACAGACUAGAUUCAGUCGCCGUCGCUGCGGUAUUUAUGCGUUAGAGCUUUUGAAAGCAUGGUUUUUAUUGAAAAAAAUAAGACCCUGCUUGUAAACUAUGCAAAGAUAUAUGGGCGGCUUCCUUCCACAGACGCACACUAUGAAGGGACAGCCUUGAGAAGGAGCGAAGCUCCGUUAACCUCCUUUCCUGGGAUAAACACACGAUAUGAACAUGUUGAGCUGGCCAUAUUGAAAAAUAGUGACAACAGCAAUAAACUGGUAUCGGGAACCAAAACAAUGAAUGAAUUGAUCACAUCUUCUAUACGAAUUGAUGUUGAUGAGACGCCAACAAUUAGAUCAUUCAGUUCAAAUGGUUUCAAAUCGACGAAAGGAGCGCAAAUAUUUGUGCAACAGUCGCAUUUGGAAUACUUCACCAGGAUGUUUGGGUAACAAUCACAUCAAUGCGAGUCAAACGAUUUUAGCCAGCAUCUUCUCUAUCCUUUUGAUCAGUAUGUUCAAUCACGGCAAUUUCGUUCAAGUUUUCAUCGACUAUCUACAUACCUUUGCUGCCGCUCGCCGUCAAAAGUAAUAGUACUGAUCUCCGUUAUUCAAAGAGGGUCCUUUUUAGCCUUGUAAUAAAAAUUUUUUCAAUGACAGCAAAAUGUGGGGGGGGGAGAACUUAAUUAAUUUUCACGUGAUAAGGGUUCUACCCUUUGACCGCUGAGCGUGAUCAUUCAAAUCAAAAAUAGCAAGCAAAAUAAGCCAUGGGGUUUCU